Messenger RNA from Pogoniulus pusillus (Red-fronted tinkerbird), 2624 nucleotides. It is a transcript of the gene RNF128, whose product is annotated as ring finger protein 128. The record is from RefSeq and is a predicted model, not a curated record. Lineage: Eukaryota; Metazoa; Chordata; Aves; Piciformes; Lybiidae. Bases 69 to 1298 code for a protein of 409 amino acids. The transcript has 7 exons.
CUCCCCCGUGGGCGGUGGCGGGGCCGCGGCGAUUUUAGGUGGUAUCGGCGGGGUUGCGCUGUGCCGUGAUGUCGUCGGGGACUGCGUUGUUUGCGCUGGCUGCGCUGCUCUGGGCCCACUCACUACUGGGUCCCGGCGGGGCGGCAGCGGCGGUGUGGCCCGCCUGGCUAAACGUGUCGUGGGAGGACACGGCGGACCAGAACCGGAGCGGCUGGGAGGCGAGCGAGAGCGGCCUGUACGGGCAGGACUCGCCGCUACAGGGGGCCGCCGGAGUGCUGGUGCUGCCCGACGGCCGCGACUCCUUCAAUGCCUGCAGCGCCGGCACCAACUUCAGCGGGGCCCCGGCGCCCGGCAGCGGCAGCUCCGCAGGCUGGCUUGCCCUCAUCCAGCGCGGCGGCGGCUGCUCCUUUGCCGACAAGAUCCGUCUGGCCGCGGAGCGCGGCGCCGCCGCCGCUGUCAUCUACAACUACCGCGGCACUGGCAACGAGGUGCUGCCCAUGUCCCACCACGGUGCUGAAAGCAUCGUUGCGAUUAUGAUUGGCAACCUGAAAGGCAUGGAGAUCUUUCACCGGAUUAAAAGUGGCAUGAAAGUGACCAUGGUUAUUGAAGUGGGGAGAAAGCAUGGUCCUUGGAUGAAUCAAUAUUCCACCUUCUUCAUCUCAGUGUCAUUUUUCAUUGUCACAGCAGCAACCAUGGGCUACUUUAUUUUUUAUUCUGCUCGGAGACUCAGGAUUGCAAGAGCCCAGUCCAAGAACCAGCGACAGCUGAAGGCCAGAGCUAAGAAGGCCAUUGAACAGUUACAGCUACGUACCCUGAAGCAAGGGGACAAGGAGACUGGUCCUGAUGGAGAUACCUGCGUUGUGUGUAUCGAGCUAUACAAGCCGAACGAAGUGGUACGGAUUCUGACUUGCAACCAUCUCUUCCACAAGAACUGUAUUGACCCCUGGCUUCUGGAACACAGGACAUGCCCCAUGUGCAAAUGUGACAUACUCAAAGUUUUGGGUGUUGAGAUGGAUGUAGAAGAAGGAGCUGAGUCUGUGCAAGCUACAGUAUCAAGUGGGAGAUCAAAUGUCCCUGCAGUUCAUGAAGAGGACAGUCACAGUGAAACAGCAUCAUCUGGAUAUGCUUCUGUACAAGGAACAGAUGAAUCUGUUCUGGAGGAACAUGUACCAUCAGAAAAUGACAACAUGCAUCUUGUAAACAAUGAAUCCCAGUCCUCCACUGUGAAUGCCCUUCCACAUGUUGACAACCCAAGUUUUGAGGCAGACGAAACGCAAGUUCGAGAAGUCAAAUCCUAAGAAUGUGCUGAGCAGCACGGUGUAAGCUUUCUGCAAGGAGCUGCCUACUGUCAUCACAUGUAUACCAAACAUUGCAAGACUGUAGCAUUAAAAAUAUUGCCUUGGCAAUGUUGAGAUCAAAUGGACUGUUCAAAUCAUAAUUGUAUGGUUUGCAGUUCUUAAAACUGCAUCUCCCAUGUGGAAUUUAGAUUUAGUACUAUUCAGAUAAAGCUGUCUUAAAUAUAAAGUAAAACAUCAGACACUAACACUAAACCAAAAGUUCCAUUUUCAGCAGAGCUUCUGAAGGUUCAGUGUUUGAGUCAUUUAAAUAGGAAGAAGAUUCUUUUACAUCAUAGCUGUCUCUACUGGGAAUUAUUUUGACUGUUUUGUUUUUUUUGUUGUUGUUGUUUAUUGGUUUAAUUCAAGUGGACUUUCACUGUAAACAGAUUGAUUUUGAUCUGGUCUAAUACUUAUUUAACAGACAUGGUUCAGUUUAAAACAACACUGUUUGUGUAGUAUUUCGGUGCAGUAAUUUGGUAGGAGAAAGUAUCAGCUAAUGCCUGUCAAACUGGAUUUUGCCCAGUGUCUUCAGUUCUCUACUACACAGACUGAUUCUCUACCUCUCAACUCUGACCUGCCAACCACACAUUCCUAAAAGGGAAAAGAGAGCUGCAAGCCGACAGGCAAAACCUGACUUGCACAAUACUGCAAAGGGAGCAAUUGUAGGAACUUUUUCAAAUGUGUGAAUAUAAGACAGGCAAAAAGAUCUUCUGUGGUUUUUGGAGUUAUAACCAUCUCUAGCAUCAGCAAUGUGCCAGAGUCCUGGUUUUGUGCAAGUCUGGGAUGACUUCAGGAAGACUGAACUAAAGAUGAAAAUUUAGGUUCUUUCCAAACAACACAGCAUAUCUUUCUGGGAAAGCAUUCUGAAAAAUGCUGGACUGUUGCUGUGCAUUGUCUUGCCUGUCUGCUAAAGCUGCAGGGAGAGAUGGUGUCCUGUGAAUGUAGCAGAUGAUUGGAGAUGUUGUCUGCCAUCUGCAGGGAGUUGACCUGGGAUCAAGGAGGAACACUGGGUGUUUCAAUAAGUGGAGGGCCUUGCUCAGCAAAGGUAACUAAGGACAUCUUACAGAUGCACUUUAUUUUUUUUCUUUUACUCUCUAUCUAUGACUCAUUUCUGAUGUUAGUAGAACUCAAGUCUUAAAGCCUGCAAUAAAGUACUAUUGAAUCUGGAGGGGGAAAGCAAUGUGUUUUCUUUAGCUGUAGUACAAUUCAAAUGGUUGUAAAUAUUUCUUGAUUUGUAUUGAAUUUGAAUAUGAAAAUGUAAAUAAAACUAUAUUUUGAUGACCCUGA